UUUGAACCUGAACAAAUUCCUGAACAGGAAAGUCAACCAAUCGUUGAUGAACAAUUUGAACCUGAACAAAUCCCUGAACAGGAAAGUCGACCAGUUGUUGAUGAACAAUUCGAAUCUGAACAAAUCCCCUUGAGAGAAUCUGAACCAUUGGAAGAAUAUCCAACAGAGUCAGAAUUAACAACAGAAACUAUUACUGGUGAACCAGAAACUGAAACAUUUGAAGAUGAAUUUGAAGAAACUCUUCCUGAUGGAACAGUAGUAACUCGAAAAGUCACACGUACAAGAACAGUGACUAAAGUAACGCAACGAACCACAAUGGAAGGAUUUGAAGACGAGUUUGAACCUGAAAGACAAGUUGAGGAACAAUUUGAACCUGAACAAAUUCCUGAACAGGAAAGUCAACCAAUCGUUGAUGAACAAUUUGAAUCUGAACAAAUCCCAGAGCAGGAAAGGGAACCAGUUGUUCAGGAACAAUUUGAACCUGAACAAAUUCCUGAGCAAGAAAGGGAACCAAUUUUUGAUGAACAAUUUGAACCUGAACAAAUCCCAGAACAGGAAAGUCGAUCAAUUGUUGAUGAACAGAUUGAGGCUGAACAAAUUCCUGUGAAAGAGUCUGAACCAUUUGUAGAAUAUCCAUCAGAGCCAGAAAUAACAACUGAAACUAUCACUGGUGAACCAGAAACUGAAACAUUUGAAGAUGAAUUUGAAGAAACUCUUCCUGAUGGAACAGUAGUUACUCGAAAAGUCACACGUACAAGAACAGUGACUAAAGUAACCCAAAGAACCACAAUGGAAGGAUUUGAAGAUGAAUUUGAACCAGAAAGACCAGUUGAGGAACAGUUUGAACCUGAACAAAUCACUGAACAGGAAAGUCGACCAAUAGUUGAGGAACAGUUUGAACCUGAACAAAUUCCUGAACAGGAAAGUCAACCAAUCGUUGAGGAACAAUUUGAGCCUGAACAAAUUCCAGAGCAAGAAGGGGAACCAAUUGUUGAUGAACAAUUUGAACCUGAACAAAUCCCUAAACAGGAAAGUCAACCAAUUGUUGAGGAACAAUUUGAACCAGAGCAAAUGCCUGAACAGGAAAGUCGACCAGUAGUUGAGGAACAAUUUGAACCUGAACAAAUUCCCGAGCAGGAAAGUCAACCAAUUGUUGAGGAACAAUUUGAAUCUGAACAAAUCCCUGUUAGAGAAACUGAACCAUUUGUAGAAUAUCCAUCAGAGCCAGAAAUUACAACAGAAACUAUCACUGGUGAACCAGAAACUGAAACAUUUGAAGAUGAAUUUGAAGAAACAUUACCUGAUGGAACAGUAGUAACUCGAAAAGUCACACGCACAAGGACAGUGACUAAAGUAACUCAACGAACCACAAUGGAGGGACCUGAAGAUGAGUUUGAACCAGAAAGACCAGUUGAGGAACAGUUUGAAUCUGAACAAAUUCCUGAGCAGGGAAGUCAACCAAUAGUUGAUGAACAAUUUGAACCUGAACAAAUUCCCCAGCAAGAAAGGGAACCAGUUCUUGAGGAACAGUUUGAACCUGAGCAAAUUCCUGAACAAGAAAGAGAACCAAUUGUUGAUGAACAAUUUGAAUCUGAACGAAUUCUUGAACAGGAAAGUCAACCUAUUGUUGAUGAAAAAUUUGAAUCUGAACAAAUCCCUGAACAGGAAAGUCGACCAGUUGUUGAUGAACAAUUUGAAUCUGAACAAAUCCCCUUGAGAGAAUCUGAACCAUUGGAAGAAUAUCCAUCAGAGCCAGAAUUAACAACAGAAACUAUUACUGGUGAACCAGAAACUGAAACAUUUGAAGAUGAAUUUGAAGAAACUCUUCCUGAUGGAACAGUAGUAACUCGAAAAGUCACACGUACAAGAACAGUGACUAAAGUAACGCAACGAACCACAAUGGAAGGAUUUGAAGACGAGUUUGAACCUGAAAGACAAGUUGAGGAACAAUUUGAACCUGAACAAAUUCCUGAACAGGAAAGUCAACCAAUCGUUGAUGAACAAUUUGAACCUGAACAAAUCCCUGAACAGGAAAGUCGACCAGUUGUUGAGGAACAAUUCGAAUCUGAACAAAUCCCCUUGAGAGAAUCUGAACCAUUGGAAGAAUAUCCAACAGAGCCAGAAUUAACAACAGAAACUAUUACUGGUGAACCAGAAACUGAAACAUUUGAAGAUGAAUUUGAAGAAACUCUUCCUGAUGGAACAGUAGUAACUCGAAAAGUCACACGUACAAGAACAGUGACUAAAGUAACGCAACGAACCACAAUGGAAGGAUUUGAAGACGAGUUUGAACCUGAAAGACAAGUUGAGGAACAAUUUGAACCUGAACAAAUUCCUGAACAGGAAAGUCAACCAAUAAUUGAGGAACAAUUUGAACCUGAACAAAUGCCUGAACAGGAAAGUCAACCAAUUAUUGAUGAACAAUUUGAAUCUGAACAAAUCCCAAAGCAGGAAAGUCGACCAAUAGUUGAGGAACAAUUUGAAUCUGAACAAAUCCCAGAGCAGGAAAGUCAGCCAAAAGUUGAUGAACAAUUUGAGCCAGAGAUAAAAACAGAAAUAAUCACUGGUGAACCAGAAACUGAAACAUUUGAAGAUGAAUUUGAAGAAACUCUUCCUGAUGGCACAGUAGUAACUCGUAAGGUUACACGUACCAGAACAGUCACUAAAGUUACAGAGCAUACAACUGUAGAAGGCUUUGAAGAUCAGUUUGAAAGUGAGAAAGAACAACCCAUCGAUGAGCAGUUGGAACUGACAGAGGUUCCUGCCGAGGAGAGCCAGCCUGUUGUUGAGGAGGAGGUUGCACCAGAAGCUGUUAAAGAAGAAGAGCUGUCUCCAUAUGCUGUUGAGCAAGUGCUAGACAAUGAAGGCCUUGAAGAGGUUGUUAAAGAUGCUCCGGAAGAAG
Molecule: messenger RNA, 2902 nt
Organism: Owenia fusiformis
Lineage: Eukaryota; Metazoa; Annelida; Polychaeta; Sabellida; Oweniidae
Source: the annotation of a GenBank genome assembly